AUAUGGAUGAACGCAUGUUGGCGCUUUUGGAUAAAGUAACGAUACUGCGCUCUUCCAUUACUGACGUCAAGCGCAUACCUGAGCGAUGCACGAUAGGAUUUGUUGAAGGAGGCAUUGCUAACGAGGAAAAUGUGGAAACUCUAGAGCAUUUCCGUGAAAACUGCGACAUACUCAUCUCAGUAGGUGCGUGUGCUGUAUGGGGCGGCGUACCCUCCAUGCGCAAUAUGGUUCCCCUCAAGGAAUGCCUGGAGGAAGCUUAUGUGGAUGCACCCUCUAAUGCCCAGCCCACUCCU
Messenger RNA from Darwinula stevensoni, 293 nucleotides. NCBI's taxonomy places the organism in Eukaryota, Metazoa, Arthropoda, Ostracoda, Podocopida, Darwinulidae. The record is from the annotation of a GenBank genome assembly.